AUGUUAGGCUUAGCAGGAAAAUUUCAACGACGACGAGAUUCUGAACUUAUGCAAGAAACUUGUUUAGCAUCUAAUCCGAAAAUUAGCUCUUCGAGGCUGCAAAAUGAAACAGAUAGAAGAUAUACCAGUAGGUCAGAACCAAGGACAAAUCAGGUCAUUAGUAAACCGGAUGUUUUCUCAGGUCACCAGUCUAUAACAUUUGGCCCAUUAAACAGUGAACAUAAUUUUAUUAAAAAGCCUUUUUCAGUGCUUAUCAUCAAAUUUCCAUCUUCAAAAGAUUCGAACGAAUACACAAAAUAUCCAUUUGUAACUUUUAGUCCUUUAUCUGAUUACUUUACAUUACAAUCAAUUCCAACACAUUUCCCUAAUUGGUCACCUUUGACCCGUCCUGCGCUAGCAACAAGAUCAAAGCCAAUAGGUCAACUUCGUGGUCGUACUUUUCUUUGCCAAAUGUACAUAUUGAAUCAAGCCAAUCAAGUUUAUGCAAAUCACCAGCAAUAUGAAUACCAUCAAGCAACUCAAAUGAUUCUCAACGCUGUAAAAUCUUUCUUCGCAUAUAUUUACAAACAACUGAAGCAAUCAAACUUGCAACCCUAUCUUGAUCACGUACAAGUUUGGAAUUUACGUGAUAGUGGUUCGGAUCUUUUGGUCGAAUUUUCAAUAAUUUUGCUUGUUCCAUCACAUGUUGAAAUUGACGUAACAACCGUCAAAAACGUCUUGUUGAGCAUUUUACCAAAUUUGGAAGAAGAACUUAAUGGCACUCAGAUAGAUCCGGAUACCAUUUCAGUGAAUUACCUUAAUUUCCAAGGCUAA
This is a messenger RNA of Thelazia callipaeda (thelaziosis nematode), 813 nucleotides long. The record is from the annotation of a GenBank genome assembly. Lineage: Eukaryota; Metazoa; Nematoda; Chromadorea; Rhabditida; Thelaziidae.